Molecule: messenger RNA, 2568 nt
Organism: Oppia nitens
Lineage: Eukaryota; Metazoa; Arthropoda; Arachnida; Sarcoptiformes; Oppiidae
Product: FHF complex subunit HOOK interacting protein 2A-like
Exons: 3
Coding region: 312-2531 (739 amino acids)
Source: RefSeq, a predicted model, not a curated record
AUGAUGUGUUGUUGUAUUCAUAAUAAUCAUAAUUAUAGUGAUUAUAAUAACAGUAAUAACAAACUGAGGAGUGAUUUGUCACUUAUUUUGUUGUUUUUUGGAUGAAUUGAAAGCACAUUCCAAGUGGUGAUCAAAUGAUUGAAUUAUAUCCAUAAAUAAACAACAAAUCAUUUUACAGAUGUGAUUGUCUCAUGUUUUUAGAAGACAUAUCUUCUUAAGAAAAGACAUUCACGAGUACUCAACCAUUUCAUUGACGACCACUUCUUGUAUACAGUUUUUUAUCGGUUGCAGCUCUUGAGUUAGCGGACAAUAUGUUUACACUAAUAUCUUCAGCGAUUAACAAUACGAUGGAAGUGUUGGCGCCGACCAUUGCGGCCGAAGACCAGUUUGUUUGGCACUGGAAACAAGUGAUGAACUUUUACGAGACCAGCGACAAGACGUCGCGUGACGUUCCGAUCGAAGCCACGAAUAUUAGUCUUCAUCUACAGAAGAUGUGUCAUAUAUUAUGUGACGAACAGUCGCCAGAUUUGAGUGACAACAAUACGACAGAUGUACUUCUUAAUGGUUCAUCCAUCGGACCAUCGAUGGAGUACUUAAUGCAAAACAAGAUAUUGGAUACAAUGAGUUCUUUGGCACAAACAGACACACCAUUAGGUCUGACACAUCAUAUUCUUCAAUUCUUUACCACACUUUUAACUCAUUCAAGUCAUGAAUUACUUCCACAUAAGUGUGUAUAUAGUUCUGUCCAAAAAAUAAUAGUCAUCUGCGGUAAACUAAUAGCUGGUCCCUAUGAGUCAAGUGAAGUAAAAUUCUUGACCUGUAUUUGUGAUAAAAUUCAUGAAAAUCCGCAAUUAAUAAACUGCUUCUUAAGUGACUCUUUUCCGUUAAUCACUGCUUUAUUAGCUUUACUCCAGAGUCCAGACCAAGUGAUCUCCACCACGAGUGGCGACGCUCUUCUCCGGCUCUUGGAUUCAGUCAAUGAAAGAGCCGAAGAGAUAAUAGCAUUUGAGACUCCAUUUAGUUGCAAAAUAGCGGACCAAUUGGUGUCUCUUUAUCAGGCAAUUCCUCGCUCUCUAAGAGCCGAACAAAUGGAGAGUGCAAUCAAUUGUUGCUUUAAAAGUGUAGACACAGAGAGUGCCACUAAUUUUGAAUCAUUUUCACCGGCAGUUCGCAAGUUUCUAUGUUUUCUUCGAUGGUUUGUCUUUAUAGAUAUGAUUGUCAAUCAUUUAUCAACAAAAGAAAGUAUUUUAAGAAAGACAUUAUUAGAUAAUUUUAAAAAAGACUUUCUCGAGGCAUGCAUUUGUCCGGAUCUGUUAGGAAUGGGUUAUGAAAGCGAAUCGGACGCUGCGGACCAUAUAUUUUUGACCACAGUUUUGGUGUCAAAUUGUUUACGAAAUACAGUCAGCGAAUACUUAUCGACAACUAUUGGCGAGUUUUUAAUAGUUGACACCAAAACUGAUCAAUUAAUUAAUAAUCCAAAAUAUAAUGAAAAAACAAAUAAAUUGAAAAACAUAUUAUUAGAUCGAUGUCGACUAAUUGAGACCAACUUAGCAAACGAUGAACAAAACUCGAGUAGUAUUACCAUCGAUUGUAAGCGAAUCCAAUUAUGUAUGUCAUCGAUGCAAUUAUUUGAAGACAUAUUAGUAAAACCAUCCGUCAGUAUUUUAAACGAAUUAGUCGUUCAGUAUUUAUCUGACCGAUCAUUUCUUGAUGAAUAUAUCUUAACCAAUGAUACCAAUUCAGACUUUAGUGAAUUCAGUAAUUUGAUGUCUUCGUACUCGAAUUCCGGUUCAGAGGAGGGAUCAGCAGUUAAUUUUAAUUAUGUUUCGACAUCUCAUGUCCAACGAAUGCUUCAAUAUUUUACUUCACUAGUUCCCGAUGAACUCAAAAGUUGUGUCAGCGAUGAUGACUUGGGAUACGAGAACUAUGUUAGAGAAGCGCAAAAACAUUUCAAAGAAGUCGGACAUAUCUGUAACAAAUGGAAGAACUGGUCGACAGAAAGCAUUAUUUUAGACGAUUCUCAGUCGACGGCCGACGAGAAGACCAACAAUAUUGUUAUUAAUGGCAAAUCAGAGCACAAAUUGAACUCGAAAUCAGAAAACCAGUUCUUUGAGGGACCUUUUAUGGCAAUGAUUUUUGAUAAUUUAGAACAUAUGGUUCAAUUACCAUACGAAGUCAAUCUUCAGGUGACGUCUUUGAUUUCAAGAUUAGCGCUAUUUCCGCACCAAUAUCUCAAUGAAUAUCUUUUGGAUCCAACUAUUCCUUUAGUUUGUAACACACGUUCACUGUUUUCCAUUCUUCACAAACUGGUCGAUGAGUUACAGAUAUUAGUUCAGGGAAUGAAUGGCUUAAAAGAUAAGCUGCAAAUCACCAGAAAGUCACUGUUGGGUGAGUCAGACAAAUGUGAAGCCGAAUCCAAUGAUACGACCGAUGGAAAGACAUUGCGAAUAAUGGAAGCAUUGAUUGUGAUCGAAGAGUUCUGCAAAGAGUUGGCAGCCGUGGCUUUUGUCAAAUAUCACAAUACUUUCUGAUUAUUUCAUUAAUUACUUUAUUAAUUAAUUUUUUUCA